AUGUUGUUGCAUCACGCAUAUAUAUACUUUCUGUCUUUCUUGACAUCAUGUCGCAAUCCAAUGGAAAGAACAGAUACGGGGAAGGCCGUUCUCGCAAAAUUUCAGCUAUGAACUCGCGAAAUCUUGCAACAUGGAUGAAAUUUUGCGAAUAUCUAGUAAAGUGUGUAAUGUAGAAACGUACGCGGUCGCUGUCAGGGUGGCGUAGAGGGGGCGGCAAAGUGAGAGAAAAACAUUAGGCCGAGUCUGAGUCGUUGCAAGGCUGAGGUGUUUGACGGCAACAAAAAAAGUAAACACGACGGGCUGAGCCUGAGCCUGCCAAAUCCACGCGGAGUCCGCUAAAAUUUUUCCACUGGUUCUAGAUGAUCGCCAUCGAUGAUGCAACGACCAACUGCUUCCUCUGCGGAAUAGCUGAAUAAAUUCAGAGUUCAGGUCCAUCUAGGCUGCUGCUGCUGCUCUUCGUCUUUGCUGACCUCGGCACAGGCAGAGAGAGAAGCCAAGAAAAGGGAAAAGAGAGGAAGAAGAGAGGGAAGAGGAGAAGGGAGACGCGCGGUGAUCGGAGGUUGAUCCAUGGCUGGCAGGUCGAGAUACGACAACCCCUUCGAGGAGGGCGGCGGCGACGAGGUCAACCCUUUCGCGGAUAAAGCUUCUAAAGGAGGAUCAGCAGGUCAAUCCAGCUAUUCCGGAGGCGCAUUCUAUACAACACAAUCACGCCCUAGUGCUCCACCGGCCACCCACCUUUCGCCUCUUCCUCCUGAGCCAGCUGACUUCUACAAUGACUUCUCGACCCCGGUGGAUAUUCCAAUGGACACUAGCAAGGAUAUGAAAACAAGGGAGAAGGAACUUCUUGCAAAGGAAGCCGAGCUAAACAGGCGAGAGAAGGAAAUCAAAAGGAGAGAGGAGGCUGCAGCACGAGCUGGUAUUGUGUUGGAAGACAAAAACUGGCCUCCAUUUUUCCCCAUCAUCCAUAAUGAUAUUGGCAAUGAGAUACCUGUCCACCUGCAAAGAACACAGUAUGUCGCAUUUGCGUCACUCUUAGGAUUGGUCCUGUGCUUGUUUUGGAACAUCAUCUGUGUUACGGCUGCUUGGAUUAAAGGGGAAGGUCCCAAGAUCUGGUUUCUUGCUGUCAUCUAUUUCAUUCUUGGAUGCCCAGGUGCCUACUAUCUGUGGUACCGACCACUUUACCGUGCCAUGAGGAAUGAGAGUGCUCUGAAAUUUGGAUGGUUUUUCCUGUUCUACUUGGUCCACAUCGCUUUCUGUGUGUAUGCGGCUGUUUCUCCAUCAAUUCUAUUUGUAGGGAAAUCAUUGACAGGAAUUUUUCCAGCAAUCAGCUUAAUAGGCAAUACUGUUAUCGUUGGGGUGUUUUAUUUUCUUGGAUUCGCAAUGUUUUGCCUGGAGUCGCUGCUCAGCAUGUGGGUUAUUCAGCGUGUGUAUCUUUACUUCCGGGGCAGCGGGAAAGAGGCCGAGAUGAAGCGCGAGGCUGCACGCAGCGCAGCGAGGGCGGCGUUUUGAUGAUGAUGUACGUAUGCGUGAAAUGCAUAGGAGUGUCCAUUGUUUGAAAAAUUACUGUGCGCUGUAAAUUUGGAGAGUGGUAGUAGAGUUGUUCUGCUUAUGAUAUGUAGGAUUUUGUGACUUGAUUUGAGAUUUCUUCCGCUGUCCAUGUCCAUUUCUUCUGAUCUGUUCUAACUUCAUGCUUUGCACUUUAGGGAUACUAGUAUAUAUUUGAGAGAGAAAAAUUGUGGCAUUAGGACUUGCCAGAUCUAUGUAUGUAACAAAAAGCAUACCUUUCUGCAUGCCGUUUCUAAACAUGGAGUUUGAUUUUCAUUGCCAUUUCUAA
Messenger RNA from Oryza sativa Japonica Group (Japanese rice), 1834 nucleotides. The record is from RefSeq and is a predicted model, not a curated record. Lineage: Eukaryota; Viridiplantae; Streptophyta; Magnoliopsida; Poales; Poaceae.